AUGGCCAGCCGCCUUCUUGAUGAGAGUCAUGCCAUCGCAGCCUUCAAGCAGCAGCUGGGCAUCCACGUCAAAGAGGAGGAAGAGUUUGGGUGGAUUGCAGAAGUUGGCAUCCAAAGCCCUUUGCCACCCCGCUGGACGGCACACAGCGACGCUUCCUCCGGCUACGUUUACUACGUGGAUCAUGACCGGCAAGUCAGUAGUUGGGAGAAUCCAUUGGUGCCCUGCCUCCGAAGAAUCGUGGAGAUAGGACGCAAUUAUCUCAAAUGCUACACGGCCGGCUAUUUCGAGGAGCAGAAGGGCAUUCUGUGGCACCAACACAAGCAAGAGCUGGACAAGUGGCAUGGGCCCUUUAUGGACGAUGCUGGUCGUCAGUAUUUCGUCAAUUCAGAGGAUGGCCUGUCCUCUUGGCAAGAUCCGCGAAUCGAUGCGCAGUACGUUUUUGAGCUGGAGAGUGGGCUGCUGACAAGUCUCGAAGAGAUUUUGCCUCCAGCCAGACCAGACACUCCAAACUUUGAUCCCAAAGACGGCCACUGGAAGACUGCGGAGGGUGCAGAAGUUUUGACCCUCGACAGUCCGAAAGAGACCCAGCACAUCAUCGCCUCGGCAGCGCGAAAGACUUUCCGUGAACGGAAGUCACGAACGCUGACCACAACGGCCCAGAAGAAUGCCCGGGCAGAGCACAGGUCUACCAUGGAGCGGAUGAGCAGUGUGGCUGAACGUUUGCGGAGCUUACAGAUGGAUGACGAAGAAGCUCAGCGACUGCAGCUUAUGAGGAAGACUGAGGCCAGACGGCAGCGACGUUCAGGUGGCACCGCAGCAUCUGCCCCGCCUGCACUGGCUGUCGUUCGCAUUCCUUCUUCAGCCGAAGAUCAGGCGCGAACCCGGCAAAAGCCCACGGUUCUGGACGACGAUGCUUGUCCAAGACCGCCGCUGUCACGGCAGGACACGGUGCCGCCGCCACCGCCGCCUGAAGAAGUCAUGCAGGAGGCCUUGGCCCCCAACAUAGCUCCGGCCACAUCACCGUCAUGUGCAGAGAACUUUGCACCUCCGGCACACCCUCCAUCCCCACAAGCGGGCAAGCGACCAGUUCUGCAUGGGACGCUGGAAAGAGCUUUGAGCCAGAAGAGCCAGGAUGAUGCCUUUCGAGGCUCAGCCUUUGCAGAACUUGAGUUGAAGGUGCGGCCCGAGGCGGUGAAUGUGGAUAGAACCGAAGGUGCCACAGACCAGGGUGCAGAGCCUUCUGAGCCCCCUUGCCGGCCGACAAGAGCGUAUGAGUUGCUCGGGACAAGGGUUGUCCUGGCAGAGGGCGAUGCGGCUCUCACAAACACGGGCUGGAGAACCUGGGCAGGUGGAUGGCUCCUCGCAAAGCAUUUCGAGGAGCAGCGCUUGGAACAGCCAAGACGCGUUCUGGACCUUUCAUGUGGCACAGGUCUGGCAGGCAUAGCGCUGGCCAAAGCUGGGCAUGAGGUCGUCCUUUGCGACUUACCGAUGAAUGUUCAGACCAUCAAGGACAACCUGGCGAGAAAUCGCUGCGCCGAGUGUCCUCUCGUUGAACGAGCCUGUGCUGUUGGCUACACAUGGGGGAGGCCGCUGCCAAAGGAAUUGCAGCAGCCCUUUGAUGUAGUUCUAUGUGGCGAUGUCCUUUAUCAUGUCUGGAGUGGCAAACUGCAGCAAGAGUUUUUGCGAACUCUGCAGGAGAUCUGUUGCCGCAACCAACCCGGCCCGACAAUUGUUUUCGCGGGGCAAGUACGGAGUGGCCGGCAAGAGAAUCAGGUGACUGAGUACAUCGCCGACCACCUUGGCUACAAAGAGGUGCCAAUCUGCUUGGAUCCAACAUGGUUCCGCCAGCCUGGUCCUUUAGUCGCAGAUGCGAAAUACAGGCUGAUGCGAUUGGAGCCGCCGGAGUAG
Messenger RNA from Symbiodinium sp. CCMP2592, 1908 nucleotides. The record is from the annotation of a GenBank genome assembly. Lineage: Eukaryota; Dinophyceae; Suessiales; Symbiodiniaceae.